AUGUCUAAACGUUCCGCCGACGUUUCCGACGAGCAAUCCGCCGCUCUGAAGGCUGGCGACCGCCCCGUCACCCAGGCCCCUCCGGACGAAGUGGGGGAGUUCGAGGACGAGUUCGAGGAUGAAUUCGAGAGCGAAGAUGAGAUCCUGGAGGCCGGUGUCGACGGGCGACCCGAUGCCGAGCUGGAGGAGGAACAGAAGGAGGCCAUGGAGGUCGACCAGCAGACAUUCAUCCCCGGAAGAACGAAACUGGCCCCCGGAGAGGUCCUCUCGCCCGAUCCCUCGACAUACGAUAUGCUACACACCCUCAGCACCCCCUGGCCCUGUCUGUCGUUCGACAUCGUGCGCGAUUCCCUAGGCGACAACCGAAAGACCUACCCGGGCACGGUCUACGCGGUCGCCGGCACCCAGGCCGACGGCGGCCGGGCAAAGGAGAACGAGCUGAUGGUGCUGAAGAUGAGCGGACUGAGCAAGAUGGAGAAGGAGAACGAAACCGACUCCGAGAGUGACGACGAUGACGACGUGGGCGAGCCCAUCCUCGAGUCCAAGAGUAUCCCGCUGGGCUCCACGACGAACCGCAUUCGGGCGCACCAGACCCCGUCGCAGUCGGGUGACUACAACAAGCCGCCUCAGACCCUCACCGCCACCAUGCUGGAGAACUCACAGGUCGUGAUCCACGACGUCACCCAACAUCUUGCCAGCUUCGACGUCCCUGGCACCGUGAUACCUCCCUCCGCAUCCAAGCCGCUCUCGACCCUUCGCAUGCACAAGUCGGAGGGAUACGCGCUGGACUGGUCGCCGCUGCAGCCCCUUGGCAAGCUCCUGACGGGUGACAACGACGGAUUGAUCUACGCGACGACGCGCACUGAAGGAGGCGGCUGGGUGACGGAUACUCGGCCAUUCACCGGUCACACGUCCUCCAUCGAGGAGCUGCAGUGGUCGCCGAACGAGAAAAACGUUUUCGCGUCUGCCAGCAGUGACGGCAGCGUCAAGGUGUGGGACGUGCGAUCCAAGUCCCGCAAGCCCGCGGUGGACGUGCAGGUGUCGAACACCGAUGUCAACGUGAUGACCUGGUCCAACCAGACAUUCCAUCUGCUGGCCACCGGUGCCGACGACGGACAAUGGGCUGUGUGGGAUCUGCGACACUGGAAGCCAUCCGCCCCGUCGACCCAGAGCACGGCGUCUCCCGUCGCCGCGUUCGACUUCCACCGCGAACCCGUCACGAGUAUCGAGUGGCACCCGACGGAUGACAGUGUUGUUGCCGUGGGAUCCGCGGACAACACGGUCACUCUGUGGGAUUUGGCUGUCGAAUUGGAUGAGGAAGAGAGCCGGGAAGCCGGCAUGUCGGAGGUGCCGCCGCAGCUGCUGUUUGUGCACUACACCGAAUCGGUCAAGGAAGUGCACUGGCAAGCGCAGAUGCCUGGUACCGUCAUGGCAACUGGCGGGUCUGGAUUUGGCAUCUUCAAGACAAUUAGCGUUUAG
Messenger RNA from Aspergillus affinis, 1479 nucleotides. Its product is annotated as ribosome biosynthesis protein RRB1. Gene Ontology annotation, molecular function: protein binding. The record is from RefSeq and is a predicted model, not a curated record. NCBI's taxonomy places the organism in Eukaryota, Fungi, Ascomycota, Eurotiomycetes, Eurotiales, Aspergillaceae. The coding region runs from base 1 to 1479 and encodes 492 amino acids. The transcript has 3 exons.